Molecule: messenger RNA, 1113 nt
Organism: Syzygium oleosum
Lineage: Eukaryota; Viridiplantae; Streptophyta; Magnoliopsida; Myrtales; Myrtaceae
Exons: 2
Coding region: 482-898 (138 amino acids)
Source: RefSeq, a predicted model, not a curated record
CAUACAUACAUAUGAAGUGGUUAUCUAACUUGGGCUCCAUUUUUUUCAGGACAAUCUACAAAUCUAUAAGAUCUCGAUCCAUUUGCUUCUUAUCAUCGCACCACACUUAACAUGGCUUCUUCUUCUUCUUCACUCGGCCGCCUCCCACAAGACAUCAUCACAAACAUCCUCUUGAGACUCGCUGCUUGAUCUCUGCUGUGUCUGUAAGUCGUGGAGCUCUCUCAUCCUCGACUGGUCGUUCGCCACCAAGCACCUCUGUCUCCGCCUCCUCCGCUCCGAACCUCACCAGAACCUCCACCUCCUCCACUUGCCUAGCAUCCUGCACGACUGGCCCCUUCACGCCCAUGACGCCGACUUCUGCUCCGUCCUAUGCUCCGACCCUCUCUCCGGCUCCUUCACCCUCCGUGCAAAGUUCACCAUCCCCUUCGACCGGCACGCGUUCUCCUUCGAAAUCGUUGUCUCGGUCGAUGGGCUGGUCUGCAUGUCGCAGCUCCACAAGAGGUCCGAGCUCCGGACCAUCCAGAGCAUGUAUUUGUGGAACCCGGCCAUGAGGAAGUUGAGGGACCUGGGGAACAGGGACGUGGUGGAGCGCAUUGCCAGUAUGAGCAGGUAUCGGAUUCACGGGUUCGGGCGCGAUCGCGAGGGCGGCAAUUAUCGGGUUGUGAGGAUCACUUACGGCCGCACGAUAAAGGGGGAGAAGGGGAGUUCGAAGGAGGCCGUCCAAGUCGAGGUUUGCACAGUGGAGGGGGAUUCGUGGAGAAUGUUGGAACCGCACGGCGUGUCUUGCUUCGCAGGCGAUGACUCUCGAGCUUGCAUCAACAGAGCUGUUCAUUGGCCCGCAUCAGUGACAAAAGACGCUCCAUAUAGUUCCAUAUUGUUGUUCGAAGUUGCCUCCUAGAAGUUUGACGAGCUCCUGAUGCCGGAAAACUACCUUGACAAGUUCAAACUUCAUGAAGAGACGCAGGUUUCCAUUGCAGCUUUGAAAGAAUCCCUCGCCACCUUGGCCUAUUGCCCGGGAGCAGGAAAUGUUGGGAGUGAAAUACACAUUUGAGUGAUGAAAUAGUACGGUGUCACAGAUUCUUGGACAAAACAUUACACAGUAGAGAUGCAGCA